GCUCCCCAAUGCCACCCCAGAGCCGCGCACCGAAGGUCACUCCUCCCGAGGAAGAAAAAGCGGCGUCGGCCUCCACUUUCGGAGAGGUGCGCGCUGAUUUGGUGAGUCGGCCUUGGGGGCCUUCUCUUCCCUGGCGCGCGGGUUGGCGGCGCUGGAGGCGCCGCCGGUGGGCUCUCGCGCCGGCCCAAGAAAUCCGCGCGCACCUCCGAAAGUCUAUGCCCGGGCAGUUUUUCUCAUGCUCGAUUUCCUUCAGUUUCGCCUGCUUUGAGCCCCUUCUGGAAGCCUCCCACUGCCACGGCUGAGCCUGCCUCGAGAUAUCUUGAUCAGAUGAUUGUGCCCCGGGGCUCCGCUACGAAAACCUCAGGUGGACUCUUCUAGGAGGGUCGCGCACCAAAGGUCGCUCCUGCCAGGGGUCGCUCCUGCGUGCAGAAGAGGAGUUAUGGGAAACCCAGACCCGGCCUACGCCGUGACUUCUGCACAAUCUAGACCCCCAUUUGGUUCUCGAUCGCCUUCCCGGGGCCCCGAGCUGUUAUUGUUUCGACGCUCCGCUGAGGGCCCUCAGAGGCCGAAAACCGUGACAACCGCAGAUCUUCUGGAUGUCCAAAGUCGACCCCCAGACUCCGCCUGGGGUGCGUUUUGGCCGGGAUGUCGAGGCGGAUCCAGCCGUAUAGCCACGAGGAGGCCCAGAAGAGGCCACACGCGCCUGAGAACCUGGAUCAUCGAACCCUCGAGCUUCGGCUUUCGGUUGAUCACUCCCUGCGUGUCGCCCACCAGGGCGCAUGGCGCCGCACCCACACCGUGCCGCCCUCCUUCGACCGCGGCCAGACGGAGGGCGGCCGCGGCCCGUCACGGGAGCACCGAGGAAGCGACCCGGCGGGCGGGAGCACCGGCUUCUGGAAGGAGUUCUGGGCCCGCCAGGAGGCCGGCGCCGGCGCGCGGAGCUCCCCUGGCCAGUGCGGCGGCUUCGCCGCGGGCGCCCCAGCGUACGGCCGCGGCGCGCCGUCCUUCUCGAGGAGGCACUUCUCCACGCAGGACGCGUGGGCCAGCUGGAAGCCGCAGCCCCCGCCCACCCCGCCCACGCCGCCGCAGCGGCCGCCGCAGCGGCCGGCCUCGGCAGCCGCGACGCGGAGGGCGCCGCCGCCCGCGGACACGUCGGGCAUGAACGAGGCGGCGGUGCUAACCACCCUGGAGGCGAGCCUGCAAAGGCUGAGGCUCUCUUCGGUGGACGAGCAGAAGAGGGCCACGAAGGAGCUGAUGGCGCGGGGCUCAGAGGGAAUCCAGGGCGGGGCGCGGAGGCGACCCGCAUCUUCCAGUGGAUCCAGAAUCGGCGCAAAGAGCUGUUCGGCAUCUGACCGGGCGCGCGCGGCCGCAGGGCACGGCCCGCUCGGGGGCAACGAGAGGUCCCCCCCCCGUCGUUGCCCCUCAGGGGCACGGUCCGCGCUUCGCACCUGCUCCUCUCUUUUUGCUCCUGUCCGAGCGGCGCGGGCCUGUACGACACCGGCGGCACAUUUAGGCCAUCGUUUCGCUCACUCCGCCGGCCCAUGCCGCGUCAUCGGUGGCGCCUGCUUGUGUGCUCACGUGGGGUGACAGGAUAGUGGGUGGCGGUCGUUUCCUCGAGCUGCCCGUGAACCUCGCCUGGGAGGGAAACGUUGGCAGGAUAGUUGCAUGGCGCUUCUCAAUGGAUGUCAGUGGACCAGGCCUCCACCGAAGCUCCGUCCGUCGGUGCGUCCCGCCACCGUACGUGGGUCGUGGUUCAGCGGCGUGUUAGGUGCUUGUCGGGUUAUAUUUGCAUGGCUCCCCCGUGCGCAAUUUGUUUCGCUGUGGCCCAGCGCUUGCUAUGAGCAGAAGCGGAUUAGCCAGCUCAGUGGGGUCCUUGCUGC
Messenger RNA from Prorocentrum cordatum, 1880 nucleotides. The record is from the annotation of a GenBank genome assembly. Lineage: Eukaryota; Dinophyceae; Prorocentrales; Prorocentraceae.